GCAUGCGCGCUGAGCCCCGGCGCUUCCGGCCGUCGGCUGAGGCGGCUCGCCCUCCGCCGGUAGCCGCGGCGGCAGGUCAGAUGGGCUGCUUUUGCACAAAAUGAGCCGUGGAAUUUUCAAUUAGCAUACCCCCAAAGCCCCUCUAGGACGAGGCUUUGCAGGCAGCAUGGCCACUUCCCCAGGCAGCUCUGCAGGGCCUCUGCCAGACCCAGGAGUGGCUGUGUGGGAGUGGCAGGAUGAGCUGGGCCGGUGGAGGCCGUACCGAAGCGGCGUGUGCAGCUACAUCGAGCAGUCCUUCCAGGCACUCUUGGUGAAGGGGCGGCGAUCGCUGGGCGCGUGGCCUGCCAAUGGCAGCAUCCCUUUGGGGCAAGCCGAUUCCACCCUGGCCCCCUACGUCAUCGACAUUCAGAGCCUGACACAGUUCCGACAAGAUACAGGAACCAUGCGUGCGGUGCGCCGACACGUCUUCCAGCUGGAUUCCGCGGCCGGGCAGGGCAUUGUCUGGGAGUGGCAGAACGACGAAGGUGGCUGGUUCCCUUACGAGAUGAGUGUCUGCAACUACCUGGAGCAGGCGUUCAGCUUCGGCAGCCCCCAGGUGGAUCUGGGGCCCUUUGGGUACAACUACGGGAUUGAUUUCGUGUCCCAGACCCAGACCAACAAGACCACUGGCUAUCAGCGGCGGAUCAGGAGGCGUGUGGACUCGCCGUACCCGGUCGCCACCGCCCCGGGGCCGCCUCAUACCGGGCCCACCUGUUCCUGCCAGCAGUGCUUGCUGAACAGUGGGACAGGCCCCAUCACCUCGCGGUAUCGGCACUCCAUGGUGAACCUUCCCGGGCCUUCAGCCGGAACCAUCCCAAGGCCCGCUGCGGGAGUGCAGGGGACCAGCAGGACAGCCGGAGUGGGGACCUCGCUCGUGGGCUUCAUGCCUUACAGCAAGCCAGGCCUGUCGGGGGCACGGUCGAUGCCAAGGCUAAACGCACACAGCACGGGGGCAGUGCCGCAUCCUGCAGCCAUGGGUGGGCCGAGCCCCAUGCAGGCCGCACCCAGAGGAGCCAGCAUACCGAAGCUACCGGUGAGCAUGACAAGACCCAGCAAAGUGACCCAAGCUCUGGCAGGCAUGAUGGCCUUUCUGAUGUCCGUCCCUGGAUUUCCUGUGUGCCUCACCCAGGCACCUCCGCCUGCCAGAGCCCGUAGAGCCUCUAAAAAGCUCUAUUCAGUUAAGGAGGGGAGGAAAGUGCUCACCAAAGCUGGCCCCAGCAGCCCCGAAGCAGUGGUGCAGAAGUACUUGGAGGAGCUGAAGGAGGCCCCUGCCGAUGAGGACUGCAUCAUCUGCAUGGAGAAGCUGGGCGCACCAUCAGGCUACAGCGACGUGUGCGAGAGCAAGGCGAUCCCACCGGAGAGCGUGGGGAGGCUGGCCCACUGCAGCCAUGCCUUCCACGUGCUCUGCGUGCUGGCCAUGUACACCAGCGGCAACAAGGAUGGGAGUCUGCAGUGCCCCUCCUGUAAGGCCAUCUACGGCGAGAAAACGGGCACGCAGCCCAACGGGAAGAUGGAAGUGUCUGUGCUCCCGGAGUCUCUCCCAGGGCAUGAGGGCUGUGGCUCGAUUCAGAUCGCGUACUACAUCAGCAAAGGCAUUCAGGGCCCCGAGCAUCCCAACCCAGGGCUCCCAUUCACGGCAAGGGGCUUUCCACGCUACUGUUACCUGCCGGAUAAUGAGAAGGGAAGAAAGGUGCUGGAGCUGUUAAAGCUGGCCUGGAGGAGGCGUCUGAUCUUCACCGUGGGGACCUCCAGCACGACGGGCGAAUGCAACACCGUGGUUUGGAACGAGAUCCACCACAAGACAGAAAUGAACUCCAAUGUCUCGGGCCACGGCUACCCAGACCCCAACUACCUGGACAACGUGCUGGCCGAGCUGGCAGCCCAGGGAGUCACGGAGGACGGCUUGAGACCCUGAGAGGGCAGCCUCCGCCUUGGACGGGAGUGGCGGCAGGUGAUGGCGUGCCCGCUCCCUGGAACAGGGGCACCUCCCGAAGGUGGCCGUUGCGGUGGCCACCACCGGCCCCGUUGCCUUAAGUUCGCCUGCCCUUUUUCUGAGCAAUAACGUCUUCUCUGGGAUCGUCCAACUUAGCCGUGGUGAGAAGGCCGCGACACCCAGCGUUUUGUAUAUUUUAAGGGCUCUGGAACCUGAAUGUACACAGUGAAACCUUUUCCCUCCUGGGAGAGAAAUGCAUAAAAGGAUGGCGGCCCCCCUUUAGUCUUGUCUCCUUCCGCUCUGUGGUUGCAGCUGCGUGUGGGUUGGAGUGCCUGGGAGACGGGGAGCGCGUGCCACCGCUUCCCUCCUCCCUCUUUCCAUCCUGUCUUCUCCAUCAAAGCUUGGCACUGCAGAUGCUCUGCAGGGUGCCCCCCGCCUCCUUCAAGGCACAGCUUUUCCUUGCUCGGGGGCUGUGGAGUUGGUCCAGGUGCAAGGAAGCAGAAUUGUGCUCUGGCUAUGCCUUCAGUCUUUGUGCCGACAUGGAAACCUCCCCGCGGCAUUUGGAGAUGGCUUUAUCGAUCCCUGUUUCUUCGGCGUUGAUGAGCCCCUUUGCCCUCAUUUCAGGCGCUGUGAACUGGAUGGGUCGUGCUCCUAUUUCACAGAUCUUGGGGGAGUGUGGGGAAGCUCUGGCAGAGUUGUAGCUUGCAUUCAGAGUCAGGAUUCCAUGACCUGAAGUCUAACAUUCUGCCGAAAGCGUGCUGGCUGCCUAUAAAGAAGUUAUUGGCAGCAUUCUGUGCAAUUCAGAAUUUUAAAAAAAUUAAAUAGAAUCCUGCACCAGGAAAAGUUGCGUUCUGCAAUGUGCAUAAAUUAUGCAAAAUUGGAUGGCUUUAAAUAAUUUUAGUUCGCAUCGUUUUGCACUUUUUACUAAUUUCUUAGCUCUUUGCUUCUUCAUGUGACAAUGGAGGGCCCCACAAAUAAAUGAUAUUCAGAUGUGA
Messenger RNA from Varanus komodoensis (Komodo dragon), 2967 nucleotides. It is a transcript of the gene DTX2, whose product is annotated as deltex E3 ubiquitin ligase 2. The coding region runs from base 167 to 1954 and encodes 595 amino acids. The record is from RefSeq and is a predicted model, not a curated record. The transcript has 10 exons. Gene Ontology annotation, molecular function: zinc ion binding; ubiquitin protein ligase activity. Gene Ontology annotation, biological process: protein ubiquitination; Notch signaling pathway. Gene Ontology annotation, cellular component: nucleoplasm. NCBI's taxonomy places the organism in Eukaryota, Metazoa, Chordata, Lepidosauria, Squamata, Varanidae.